AUGCACGUCACCAAAUCCCUGACUGCCCUGCUCGCUCUGAGCACGGGAGCCCUCUCCUACAAGAUUCGCAUCUUCUCGAGCCGCGACUGCUCAGCGGGCGGCGGCGCUGCGCAGGAGAUCAAUGUGGAGGACAACACGUGCAGAUGGACCGACCUGCGCGUCAACGCGAGAUCCUUCCGCGUGCUGGCCUAUGGAGCCGGGCGCCAAAGGGCCGAAUUCUACGACUCCGGCUGUUUCCCCGGUACCAGUGCUGUCAUUCAGUCUUUCUGGGCCGAUGGGGGCAGCGACCAGUUUAAGAAGGACAGGUGUAUCAACCUGUCGCGCGUGGCGCGUGCCUAUGCUUCUUGGUCCCGUUGA
Molecule: messenger RNA, 357 nt
Organism: Verticillium alfalfae VaMs.102
Lineage: Eukaryota; Fungi; Ascomycota; Sordariomycetes; Glomerellales; Plectosphaerellaceae
Exons: 1
Coding region: 1-357 (118 amino acids)
Source: RefSeq, a predicted model, not a curated record